AUGCACGCGUCUUGUUUGGGAAGACGCUUCAGCGGGUGGGUGGGAGGUAGUUCAACUGUUUUUUGUUUUAUUUUGUCUCGUAUGUCAGGUUCGGUCUUCCGCUUACAUAUAAAAGCCUACACUGAUUUCCUCUUUUUCCAAAGGAUGACUCAACAACCUAAAAAAACAUUUGUGCCUUUCUGUCUUCACUUCCAGAUAUGACCUCACUUAUUAAUCUUGGGUGGCGAUUUCAAUUGCUGACUUAAUCCUACUUUGGAUCGUUCUUCCAACAAAAUUAGCACACCUGCUAAGGUUAUCAAAACUUUUCUUGAAGAGUUUGCCAUUACAGACCCCUGCCGUUUUUUCAAUCCAACUAGUAGGGAAUAUUCAUUUUUCUCCCAUGUCCAUCACACGUAUACCCGCAUUGACUACUUCUUAGACAACAGACUUAUUUCCUCUGUACGCUCAUGCUCAUACAAUUCCAUUGUCAUAUAUGAUCACGCCCCUCUGACUUUAGAGCUAUCAGUUGGUGGUGGGACUGAGCCUCAUGUACCUUGACGUUUUAAUACGCGCUUGCUGUCUGAUGAAAGUUGUCAACUUUCUGACUGCUCAGAUUUAUGUUUUUAUAGCUACUAACGACACCCUCGACGUUUCAGCAUCUGUUCUGUGGGAGACUUUUAAGGCCUACAUUAGAGGUCAAAUCCUUUCAUACACUCGUUUUGAAAGAAAAAAUAGGAAAAAAAGACUCUCUGAACUGACAAUUUGUGUUUUACAGUUAGACAGUACUUACACUACCUCACCAUCCCCAAAUGUGUACAGGGAUCGACUCUCUUUACAAGCUGAAUUCAAUACCUUGUCAACAGACCAAAUUGAGAAACUGCUGCUUAAGUUCAUGACAUACUCACUAUGAGUAUGGUGACAAGGCAAGUCAAUUGUUUUCUCAUCAACUUUGCCAGUCUUCCUCUGCUCUACAGAUUUCUCAAAUUCAAACACCUACAGGUGCAACAAUAGAUCCCCAGCUAAUAAAUAACCAGUUUAAGGACUUCUAUGCCUGUUUAUACACUAGAAUAGCAGGAAAUUAGCUUUAAAACUGCAAAGAUUUUGCUCAGCUCCAUGGGGAAAUUUGUAGAAUUGCAGGAAAUUGACUUAUAAAUUCUAAAAUGUCUCUACAUCGCCAAGAUGGCGGCCUCUAAAAUUCAGCUGUGCCGACAGCGCCCACUGCAAACUCAAUAUCACAUCACUUUUGAACACUAUUGAACAAUAAAUAGCCUAUUACCUUGUCGACAAGUUAACAAAUGAUAUGUUGUAUUCAUGUCUCCAAAAGUUAAAGAAUGGGAUUAAGCCAGUGGCUCAAAUGGAACUAUCCAAGUAGUAUAUACUCCUCUUUUAAAUGUUGAUAUUUGGUUGCAUUGUUCAAUAAAGACUAUAUAUACAAAAGUAUGUGGACACCCCUUCAAAUUUGUGGAUUUGGCUAUUUCAGCCACACCCGUUGCUGACAGGUAUAUAAAAUCGAGCACACAGCCAUGCAAUCUCCAUAGUCAAACAUUGGCAGUAGAAUGGCCUUACUGAAGAGCUCAGUGACUUUCAAUGUGGCACCGUCAUAGGAUGCCACCUUUCCAACAAGGCAGUUCGUCAAAUGUCUGCCCUGCUAGAGCUGCCCCGGUCAACUGUAAGUGCUGUUAUUGUGAAGUGGAAAUGUCUAAGAGCAACAAUGGCUCAGCCGCGAAGUGGUAGGCCACAUAAGCUCACAGAACGGGUAGAAAUCGUCUGUCCUCGGUUGCAACACUCACUAUCGAGUUCCAAACUGCCUCUGGAAGCAACAUCAGCACAAGAACUGUUCGUUGGGAACUUCAUGAAAUGGGUUUCCAUGGCCGAGCAGCCACACACAACCCUAAGAUCACCAUGCGCAAUGCCAAGGGUCGGCUGGAGUGGUGUAAAGCUCGUCGCCAUUGGUCUCUGGAGCAGUGGAAACACGUCCUGUGGAGUGAUGAAUCACGCUUCACCAUUGAAUCUGGGUUUGGCGUAUGCCAGGAGAACACUAACUGCCCGAAUGCAUAUUGCCAACUGUAAAGUUUGAUGGAGAAGGAAUAAUGGUCUGGGGCUGUUUUCGUGUUUCAGGCUAGGCCCCUUAGUUCCAGUGAAGCAUAUAAUUACAUUCUAGACAAUUCUGUGCUUCCAACAUUGUGGCAACAGUUUGGGGAAGGCCCUUUCCUGUUUCAGCAUGACAAUGCACCCGUGCACAAAGCGAGGUCCAUACAGAAAUGGUUUGAGAUCGGUGUGGAAGAGCUUGACUGGUCUGCACAGAGCCCUGACCUCAACCCCAUUGAACACCUUUGGGAUGAAUUGGAAAGCCGAUUGCGAGCCAGGCCUAAUCGCCCAACAUCAGUGCCCGACCUCACUAAUGCUCUUGUGGCUGAAUGAAAGCAAGUCCCCACAGCAAUGUUCCAACAUCUAGUAGAAAGCCUUCCCAGAAGAGUGGAGGCUGUUAUAGCAGCAAAGGGGGGAUCAACUCAAGAGAUGUUCGACGAGCAGGUGUCCACAUACUUUUUGGAAGGUAGUGUAACUUUUGUAAUAUACACUGCUCAAAAAAUUAAAGGGAACACUUAAACAACACAUCCUAGAUCUGAAUGAAUGAAAUAAUCUUAUUAAAUACUUUUUUCUUUACAUAGUUGAAUGUGCUGACAACAAAAUCACACAAAAAUGAUCAAUGGAAAUCAAAUUUAUCAACCCAUGGAGGUCUGGAUUUGGAGUCACCCUCAAAAUUAAAGUGGAAAACCACACUACAGGCUGAUCCAACUUUGAUGUAAUGUCCUUAAAACAAGUCAAAAUGAGGCUCAGUAGUGUGUGUGACCUCCACGUGCCUGUAUGACCUCCCUACAACGCCUGGGCAUGCUCCUGAUGAGGUGGCGGAUGGUCUCCUGAGGGAUCUCCUCCCAGACCUGGACUAAAGCAUCCGCCAACGUGGCGUUGGUGGAUGGAGCAAGACAUGAUAUCCCAGAUGUGCUCAAUUGGAUUCAGGUCUGGGGAACGGGCGGGCCAGUCCAUAGCAUCAAUGCCUUCCUCUUGCAGGAACUGCUGACACAGUCCAGCCACAUGAGGUCUAGCAUUGUCUUGCAUUAGGAGGAACCCAGGGCCAACCGCACCAGCAUAUGGUCUCACAAGGGGUCUGAGGAUCUCAUCUCGGUACCUAAUGGCUGUCAGGCUACCUCUGGCGAGCACAUGGAGGGCUGUGCGGCCCCCCAAAGAAAUGCCACCCCACACCAUGACUGACCCACCGCCAAACCGGUCAUGCUGGAGGAUGUUGCAGGCAGCAGAACGUUCUCCACGGCGUCUCCAGACUCUGUCACGUCUGUCACAUGUGCUCAGUGUGAACCUGCUUUCAUCUGUGAAGAGCACAGGGCGCCAGUGGCGAAUUUGCCAAUCUUGGUGUUCUCUGGCAAAUGCCAAACGUCCUGCACGGUGUUGGGCUGUAAGCACAACCCCCACCUGUGGACGUCGGGCCCUCAUACCACCCUCAUGGAGUCUGUUUCUGACCGUUUGAGCAGACACAUGCACAUUUGUGGCCUGCUGGAGGUCAUUUUGCAGGGCUCUGGCAGUGCUCCUCCUGCUCUUCCUUGCACAAAGGCGGAGGUAGCGGUCCUGCUGCUGGGUUAUUGCCCUCCUACGGCCUCCUCCACGUCUCCUGAUGUACUGGCCUGUCUCCUGGUAGCGCCUCCAUGCUCUGGACACUACACUGACAGACACAGCAAACCUUCUUGCCACAGCUCGCAUUGAUGUGCCAUCCUGGAUGAGCUGCACUACCUGAGCCACUUGUGUGGAUUGUAGACUCCGUCUCAUGCUACCACUAGAGUGAAAGCACCGCCAGCAUUCAAAAGUGACCAAAACAUCAGCCAGGAAGCAUAGGAACUGAGAAGUGGUCUGUGGUCACCACCUGCAGAACCACUUCUUUAUUGGGGGUGUCUUGCUAAUUGCCUAUAAUUUCCACCUGUUGUCUAUUCCAUUUGCACAACAGCAUGUGAAAUGUAUUGUCAAUCAGUGUUGCUUCCUAAGUGGACAGUUUGAUUUCACAGAAGUGUGAUUGACUUGGAGUUACAUUGUGUUGUUGAAGUGUUCCCUUUAUUUUUUUGAGCAGUGUAGUAAAAAGCCUAAAGUUAAGGCUAUUUUACAAACUAAUGUAACAUUCAACCUUAAAAUGAGAAACACAUCCAUUGGCACAUUUUGAGGCUACUGUAACAAUAAAUGCCUUCUUAUGUAAUCAUACAAAGCGUGCAUGUUCAAGAUAGCAUGCAUAGGUCGACGCAGGAGAUCUUCACAAUUGUUGUAAUAAUCUGUGCAGACUGUCGAACGGCAUUGAUCACUUGCACCAUGUACUUUCAAUGUAAUCUCACCUGCAACUCAAUAUUAGGAAGGUGUUCGUAAUGUUUGUACACUCAGUGUAGGUUGUAAUCUCAUUGAUCAACGUCUCAACCAAAUAUUACCCCAUUAUCCACAUUAAAAUGACGUGGUGUGCCCAGUUCGGUUGGUCGCAAAAUUGUAUUUAGUAGUUGCGAGAUUUUUUGCAAUUGUUUGGUGUUUCUUUUAACAACAGUGUUGUGUAUAGAAGGUGUCAGAGUAUCACAAGGCCUAAUUGUCACAUGAGGAACUGUUGCCUCCAAUAGCUGACUGCCACUGUGUCCCCAGGAUUGAACAUGACAACACAGGUGGCAUGAAUGCCAGCUGGUUCCUGUACUGGGUCGUGGUCACCGACAUGAACCGUCCGCACAUAAGGUUCUACUUCGCAUGCAACAACUGGCUGAGCCGAGAGGAGGGGGACAGCCUGCAUGUCAGAGGGCAGCCUCAACCCCAUGGAUGUCCCCAAAUGUAG
Coregonus sp. 'balchen' is the source of this 4843-nucleotide messenger RNA. NCBI's taxonomy places the organism in Eukaryota, Metazoa, Chordata, Actinopteri, Salmoniformes, Salmonidae. The record is from the annotation of a GenBank genome assembly.